GGAUUCAGAUUUACAAACAGAAUAUCUCCGAUCCAAACGCCGCUUUCUGCAGAACAAAUUGGAAUUCGCUUAAGUAUAAGAGCCAGAUGUCGGCGCGGUCUCCGAGAAACAAAUUUGACGAUUCAGAUUUCUCACCUUCGAAAUUCGCUUCGUCGAGUGCGAAAUUCGCUUCAACAUCAUUCGCAAGUGCCACUUCUCCUACUCGUGUCAGUCUGUACGGACGGAGCAAUUCUCAGUCGUCGUCUUCCUUUUGGUUCUCCGUCAAAGAUCGGAAGGCUUCUCCUGGCCAUUCGGUUUCGCUGAGGAGCCAAAUUUCCCAGAACAAGAAUGCGGUCUCUUCCGGUGGCCAUCAGACGAAGACUUGUACGUGCUCUCCUACCACGCAUCCAGGAUCGUUUCGCUGUUCCCUCCACAGACGUCACCAAUCGCAGGGAUAUCACUCGAGUAAUGCAUUGAAUUUCAGGAGAUCCGCAAUGGUGAAUUCUCUGGUGAGGAUUGGUGGAGUGGAGGGAGAUCUCGUGAAGAGAUCUUUGUCUGCCUUGAUCAGGCCGUCGUCGCACCAGCAACGCCGCCGAGCCACUUUCGAACCGAAACCCAGCCGGCUCUCGAUCAUGUCCAUAGCUAAAGAUUCGUGAAGCGUUAGGGUUUUGUGUCAUAGCUUUUUGAGUAAAUCAGUCGAGUUGACUCAGUGAGUUUUUUUACGACUCAGUAACUGGGCACUACAUGGCAUAUAUGGGGUUUUUUUUUUUUUUCCUUAUACAUAAGGUUUGGGUAUUGAAAUCCAAUGUUUUACAGGAGAGAUUAAGAGGUUAAUUAUUUGCCUCUUCUUUAAGAAACUUGAUAAUUGUUU
Rubroshorea leprosula is the source of this 850-nucleotide messenger RNA. Lineage: Eukaryota; Viridiplantae; Streptophyta; Magnoliopsida; Malvales; Dipterocarpaceae. The record is from the annotation of a GenBank genome assembly.